Messenger RNA from Xyrauchen texanus (razorback sucker), 2659 nucleotides. It is a transcript of the gene ddx51, whose product is annotated as DEAD (Asp-Glu-Ala-Asp) box polypeptide 51. Gene Ontology annotation, molecular function: nucleic acid binding; ATP binding. The transcript is spliced from 16 exons. Bases 339 to 2321 code for a protein of 660 amino acids. The record is from RefSeq and is a predicted model, not a curated record. Gene Ontology annotation, cellular component: nucleus. NCBI's taxonomy places the organism in Eukaryota, Metazoa, Chordata, Actinopteri, Cypriniformes, Catostomidae.
UCAAUACGGUGCUACUUCAGCUGCGGUCUGUUCAAAUUUUCAACUGAACAACGAAACUGAGAAACUUUAAUAGGCACUGAAUUGUAUAUACGCAUCGUAGAGCUUUAUGGAAAUUAUUACUUAAACCUACCGUGCCUGACUGAAGACAUUGUCAACGUCAUCACUUCGCGACUGUCAAAUAGUACUACCUACACACGUGGAAAACGCGGUGCAGUUUUUGUUUUCAUUUUUUAAAUAAAUGUCCACCAUUAUCUGAACGGUGAACACGAAUUAAUGCUAAUAUAAGGCGUGAAUGAAAUAAAGGUCUUCGUGGCGCCGACACGAGCCAGGAGUCUGCAAUGGCACUGUUUACUAUUAAUCGGUAUUUAGGGGAGGAGGAAGACAGUGAAUCUAACAGAGAGUGUCGGUCCAGAGCACUGCUGGCUAAACUGCAGGAACAAGCCAAAGCCAGAGAACAGCAGAGUAAAUCAGAUACAACUGAUAAAGAUGGAGACCAUCAGAGUAACACUGAACAUAAGAAGAAACGAAAACAUGAACGGAGAGAGUUGGAGGGAAAACAGCGCAAAACUAAGAAGGAAACUACAGAUCUUGCUGAUGAAGCUGCUAGUCCGACUAAAAAGCAAAAACACAGAAUGUUGUCAAUUGAAAACGAGAGCGUAAAUGCAGGAAAUGAUGACUCCGAUAAUGGAAGCUCUGCAGAAAUCACAGAAACAUGUAAAGGUGACCCAGAGGAAAGUCAGAAUACUGGAAAAGUAGUGGAUCCUCAGAUUGAUCAGCUACAUGCAGGAGGAGGAAUCGGCGCAUCUGAAACUAGUUUCCAAAUCCUGGGUGGAUUCAAAGAGAAGAUGGUAGAAAAGGUCAAAAGAGUUUUACCGCAGUGGUUAGCACAGCCUGAUGUCAUUCAGAGAGACAUUAAGAGUCACCUCGUCCCAAUCCAAGAGGUGCUCGGCAUUCACCCAACACUGCUGAAGAAACUGGAAGCAAAUGGAAUAAAGAGCUUCUUUCCAGUUCAAGCUGAAGUCAUCCCUGCUAUUCUAGGCAGUGUGAGCUCAGGGCUGCUGGUCGGUCCAGGUGGAUACAGACCCAGAGACAUCUGUGUUUCUGCACCUACAGGAAGUGGAAAGACACUGGCGUUUGUCAUACCUGUCAUACAGGCGUUGUCUGAGCGCGUGGUGUGUGAGGUUCGUGCAUUGGCUGUGUUACCCACCAAAGAGUUAGCACAACAGGUGUCAAAGGUGUUUUUCUCAUACGCUGAAGGCACUGGUCUAAAGGUGGUUUUGAUAACCGGCCAGAAGUCUUUAGCUGCAGAGCGUGCAGCACUUUCUGAAAACAGAGGGGGUAUUAACCGCAGUUUUGCAGAUAUUGUGGUGGCCACGCCAGGCCGAUUAGUGGAUCACAUCAACAAAAACGACAGCUUCAGUUUACAGCACCUUCGAUUUCUGAUUAUUGAUGAGGCAGACAGGAUGAUUGACAGCAUGCAUCAGUCCUGGCUCAGUGAGGUAAUUAAAGCAGUGUACAGAAGUUCAGGUGACUCACAGCGGUCUGUAUUCAGGAGAAUACAGCCUGGACCAAUCACAGUUUCAAGUUUGUCUCCUCCACAGCUGCCUCUGCAGAAGUUGCUGUUCUCCGCUACACUCACCCAGAACCCUGAGAAACUACAACUGCUGAAUCUGCAUCAGCCACAACUCUUCAGUUCCACACACACCACCUCAGACACCGCACAAAGCCAAGAGAAGUUUAACUUCCCUCAGGGACUCUCUGAGUAUUAUGUGCCCUGCACUCUCAGCAAGAAACCGCUCCUCAUCCUGCACUACCUGCUCCGGCUCAAGUUCAGUCCUGCUUUGUGCUUCACCAACUCCAGAGAAGCAGCGCACCGACUUUAUUUGCUUGUGAAGCUGUUUGGUGGUGUGGAAGUUGCUGAGUUUUCCUCCAGACUGAGCCCAAGCGAACGACAACGAACCCUGAAGGACUUUGAGCAAGGAAAGAUCCCGCUAUUGAUCAGCACUGAUGCUGCUGCCAGAGGCAUUGACAUCAACGGAGUGAAAUGCGUCAUAAAUUAUGAUGCUCCACAAUACGUCCGAAUGUACAUUCACAGGGUGGGACGAACAGCGAGGGCAGGGAAAGCUGGACUGGCUUUUACCUUUCUCUUAAAAGUGCAGGAGAAGAGGUUCUUGCAGAUGGUGGCUGACGCUGGCAGUCCCGGCAUACAGAGGCAGAUGGUGCAAUUAGAAAGUCUUAAAAGCAUGGAGAGCCGCUAUGAAAAAACGCUAGUUGAGCUUAGCAAAGCUGUGAAGGAGGAAAAUGCAAAGAAGCGGUUCUAAGAAAAAAAAGGACCAACAAAACAAAACACCUCUUUUUGUGCAUUCUUUUAAUGACAAUUUCAUGGCAAGUUUCUCAAGAAAAAGGGAUAUCUGAAUAAUUAUGUAAUAAGCUUUGAAUAUUCUUUAUGAAUUGAGAAAAAUUCUAAGCUUUAUGUUAUUACUUUAAAAUUACAAUGCUAAAAAUGUAUCAUUUGUCAGAAGAGAAGUACAGUAGGCCUAAUAGAUUUUUAUGCCCUCUUGUUAUCCAACUGUUUCAAGUAAAAACCAUAUUGUCAAAACAAGACAAAAAUGAAAUGUAUGAAUAUGUGGAGAGUCUAUAACUUGAUUAAACAUGAAUU